Molecule: messenger RNA, 906 nt
Organism: Metarhizium brunneum ARSEF 3297
Lineage: Eukaryota; Fungi; Ascomycota; Sordariomycetes; Hypocreales; Clavicipitaceae
Source: RefSeq, a predicted model, not a curated record
AUGGAUUCCACGUCGCGAAAACGUAAAGAUGGCCCUGUGCCAGCCAACGGUAGUACCCAGCCUGCCCACAAGAAGAGCAAGGCUAAAAUAGCCGAGAAGGUGGAACUGGGAACAACACUUGCCAUAGGCGAUCAAGGCAUAUGGGUGACGUUCGCGAGAGGAAUGAAAUACAAAGCAAUAAGGGAAUUUCAAGAGCUUUGUGUUGAGUACGGCAAGACAAUGUAUGGUAUUGAGCCUCCGGCAAACGACGACGAAAUUGCCCAAGGGGACGAACACCAGGAUAUUGAGGCCUCCAUCGAAGCCGAGCUGAGCAGCAUGAAGUCAGGUGGGAAAGCAGAUACGAAUCAAACCUUCAAACCAGUCUCAUCCGGCGUUGAGUGCCUAUUCUUCAUGAAGACGAUGGAUCCGGUUCAACCUGGAUCCCUGGCAAAGAAAAUGUGCGAAGACGCCAGAGACUGCCAAGAUCAAAGGCAGCGCAAGUGCAAAUACAUCAACCGACUCACACCCGUGGUCAACAUGGACAAAGCUACGGAUAAAGGUAUUGACAAGGUGGCACGUGCCGUGCUGUCACCUUGGUUUGAAUUAAAAGAUGAAGAGAAAGGCGAUGCAGAUAAAACAGAAGCACCCCCUUCAGCUGUUCCGUCUCCCCCUUAUACGUACGCCAUUCGACACAACAUUCGUAAUCACACCACGUUCAAAUCGGGUGAGGUUAUUCAAAAGAUUGCAGGUCUUAUAGAUGCCAAACACUGCGUCAAUCUGAGUAAGCCGGACAAGGUGAUCCUCGUGGAAAUCUUCCAGCUUUUCUGUGGUAUAUCGGUCGUCGACGGCAAGGAAUGGGAGGAGUUGAAGCGGUACAACAUGAAUGAACUUUACAGUCUUACUCCUGUCAUAGGAAAGAAAGACUGA